AUGGGAGAGCCUUCAAGCAUAUACGAAUUCCUGAAAAACCAACCACAAAACUCAUCUUCGUCUUCAUCUUCAAGAUCAGCUAAAAGAACACUACCAAACCCAAACCCACCUUCAAACCGCACUUUCCAAUGCCAUUUCUGUCACCGCAAGUUCUACACUUCUCAAGCACUUGGUGGUCACCAAAACGCUCACAAACUCGAAAGAGCUGCAGCAAGAAGAAUCAACAAUGUUUCACAACAACAACAACCACUUCCAUUUUCAUUGGACUCUAAACUCGUUCAGCCCAAUAAGCCCAAGCCCAUUACUGUUUCUGAACUUGAACCAACUCAUUUCUUUCAUCAUCACCCUUAUUGGCAACUUGAAAUGGAAUCUUUACAGUUUCAGAAUAUUCACCAUCAACAUUUUGCACCAACAACAACAACUCUUCCUAUUCCCUUUAACAAUGUUGCUUCUGCUUCUCCUUCUGCUUCUGCUUCUGCUUCUGCUUCAACUCCUCAACAACAUCUUUUCACCUCCAACAACAAUCUUGAUGCUUCUUCUGAACAUGUCAAUCUUGACCUCACACUUCACUUGUGA
This is a messenger RNA of Cicer arietinum (chickpea), 576 nucleotides long. RefSeq lists its product as uncharacterized. The record is from RefSeq and is a predicted model, not a curated record. NCBI's taxonomy places the organism in Eukaryota, Viridiplantae, Streptophyta, Magnoliopsida, Fabales, Fabaceae. Gene Ontology annotation, molecular function: DNA-binding transcription factor activity.